AGAGGCUUCAGCUUUUAAAAAUACGGAAGCCAUUCUACGUUGAGAGCUGGUCUGAAAAUGGAGUUCGGAUCUGUAUGCCUGGUUGUUGCUGCCACACUGAGCAUUCAGCCUGACAGAAGUCAGUUCUUCCGUUAUGAAGCCUUCACUCUGAGCUGUUCAGUGUCAGGAAACUUCAGCGGCUGGAGGGUGGUGAGAAAUGCCUCCAAACCUUUUACUCCAUGUGAAGACUGGGGCCGUCCGAACGGUUCCUCCUGCAUUAACCACAGUGUCUACAAGUCAGACACUGGACUUUACUGGUGCCAGUCUGAGCAAGGAGAGUGCAGCAACGUCCUCAACAUCACAAUAAACACCGGUGUUGUGAUCUUGGAGAGUCCAGCACUUCCUGUGACGGUGGGAGAUGAUGUCACACUUCGCUGCUCCUUCAAAGAAAGAUAUGAUCCGACAUCUUCAUCACAUUUCUCUGCUACCUUCUACCUAAAUAAUACAUUUAUUGGAACGGAACCUGAAGGAAAGAUGAUCCUACACAAUGUGUCGAUGUCCAGCAAAGGCUUCUACAAGUGCAAACAUCCCAGCAGAGGAGAGUCACUGGACAGCUGGCUGGAAGUCCAGGCUAAACCUCCCAAAAGCACCGAUCCGCCUCUUAUUCCUUCUACUUCUCUGAUGAUAUUGAUCACCAUCGUGCUGUUCAUCAUCUACACCAUCAUCUUCAUUAUGUGCAUAAUCAUAUACAGAAGCUGGGCUCGAGGCCGAGCUGAAACCAAACGGAGAAGUUCAGAACUCUGCCCAGAUUACUGACUGCUCCUGAACGCAUCGUCUGCUUCAGAGCUGAUCAAGCUUAUGUUGUUUUUCCUCUAUUUAUUAUAACCAAGCCCAAAAUUAUUCAUACCACUGGAAAAUCAUUGUAAUUCAACGAAGACGUUUGUUUCUCAUUGAAACUCCAUACCAAAUAUUCAGUGUAUUUUUGACCAAACAGUGAUAAUUAGUUCACAGUCUUCUCUAUAAUCCAAGGAAAAGACUUCAUUGGUGUUUUCAGCAUUUAAACUCACAGGUUACUCUGAGAUUUUUAAAUGAAUUACUGUUCAUGCUGAGCUCCACGUCUGUUUUAGUUCAUUUAUCUUACUAGUCCUGAAGUUUCUGUUUUAUUUUGUUUGUCUUGUUCCUCACUUUGUUUUAUUCACUUCCUAUUUUUGAUGUUGUACCAGUUAUUGAGUUUCACUGUGUGUUUUGUGGUCAUGUGUUAGUUUCCUCUGUUUGUAUUUAGGUCCUACAUAAAAAAAAAAUGUUUUUAAUAGAGCUUUUAGAAUUAAAACUAAUUUUAUUCUGCAACAGUCCUAUAGCUUCUUGGCAGAUGGCAGACAUUGUUAGUUACAUGGCAAAAUAGAUCUAUGUUAAUACAUGAAGAUGAGUCAAUUUUCUUUUAGUUUGUGCGUUUUCUUUUUUGGCACAUACUGUAAAUAAUCAACCAUUCAUGUUUGUUUUUCUAGAAUUGGCCAACCCUAAAAACCUAUACAACCUAUGCAAUUCAUUAUAUAAUGAAUUGUUCUUGUUUUUUAAAAAGCUUUAUAAAUUAAAAUCUAUG
Molecule: messenger RNA, 1579 nt
Organism: Poecilia latipinna (sailfin molly)
Lineage: Eukaryota; Metazoa; Chordata; Actinopteri; Cyprinodontiformes; Poeciliidae
Product: Fc receptor-like protein 5
Exons: 5
Coding region: 58-795 (245 amino acids)
Biological process (GO): immune response; cell surface receptor signaling pathway
Cellular component (GO): external side of plasma membrane
Molecular function (GO): transmembrane signaling receptor activity
Source: RefSeq, a predicted model, not a curated record